CUCAUGUUUUCAAAAAAAUGAUAACGGUUUACCCGAUAAUCUCUCUCUUAAAAAAUCCUCCACAGCAAAUGAAAUUACAGAAUUUUCUCAUCGUCGAUACAAAACGGUUUAGGUUAUACUUUCCCGCGUCUUACUAGAAUUUCACGAAAUUUUCAUUUCUUCGCAACGGAGAAGACAAUCGCACAGAAAUGGAGCAAUGGGUUCCCCUCUUUGACAUUUUUCUCAACUCCUCAGCGCCUGAAACCGAAGCAUCUCUGUGGUUACAGCAAUCUUUCAAUGCCUCAUCAUCAAAUCCGAUCACCACAUGCUCUUUCCUCUCUCUACUUACCAAACCUAUCGAUGCCAUUAUCAGUAGCUCAUCUCCUCCAACCGCAAAGAGGGUCAUGUUUAUACAAACACUGCCGGAUAUGGUGCAGUCCAGAAUUCUAUCCUUUCUUGCCUUUGAUCACGAGAGGUUUUGCAAGCGGGACUUGUCUAUGUUGGCCAGGAGUAUGUUGACAGACAAUAAGGGUGUCGAUUUCUGGGUCAAGAGGUCUGCCCGCCAUCUGCUCGAUGAAGUGUCCGAAUCAAAUUACCAAUGGAUUUCUGGUUUGAGUUUGGAUUCUGAAGAACAGAAAGUGGAUGAAGAGUUUGAGUCAUUGCCAGGUUGGCUUAAGAGCAUGGCAAGUGCUGAUGACUCGGUUUUCCCUUGGCUGCCUUUGUCGCCUGAUGAAUUGAAUUCAAGAGAAUUAUUCGGUAGUCAUGAAAAUGAACAACAUUCAUUGAGUGAAGCUGGAGAGGGUGGAGGUUUGGAGGAAGUUGUAGUGGAAAUGGAGGUUGAUCGUCCUGUGAAUGCUCCUUUGGCACUGGAAAUUCAAAACAGGGCAGCUAGUUUGAGAGCCCAAGUAUUGAAUUUUGAGUCUCGACCUAAAACAGUACAAUUAGCAAAUGAAAUUUGCCAGCUUUGUCUAGAAAAAGGAGUGGAUUCUUUUGCAGUUCUUGGUCUGAUUGAACCUUGGAAAGCGGAUGACGAGAUUGCUUCCUUACUUAUUUCUCAUCUUUCAAAUGUAAUUGAUCAAGAUGAGCUUGCUUGGCCAAGCCAAAUUCUCAGUUCAAUUAUCCUUCCAAGGUUCCUGAUUCUUGAAGAGCCAGCCUCUCGUGUGCUUGUGACUGCAACGAUAGACUACUGCAAGCUUUAUCAACGAGCUGCUGAAUAUGCACUAUUGUUUCCACUUAUAAUGAGAAUUGGCGGUAUCAAUAACCCUCUAUGUGAUGUCAUCACAAGAAUUGUUAAGGAAUGCUUGCAUCCUGUUCAUGUUUCUUCGUUCUGCCAAAAACUGCUAUGUGCAGGGGAAGAUGAGAAAAGAUUCAUUUGUCUUCCUUGCCACCAAUGUCUGAUAUCCCAUGAACUGGUAUGGACAGAAUCAUUAUUUAGCCUUUUUCAUAAUAUCUUAAAUCUUAAUGUUAAGUUAAGUCAAGAUUCAGUUGAUCUGCUUGUUCUCCAGGUUCAGGAACUAGCUCAAAGGUUCUCAAAAUCUCUAAGAUUUGGGAACUUUUUGUUAUGUUUCAUUACCAAAUGUUCUUUAUUGUUGAAGUCACAUAAACUCUUAUUGGCAGAUGCAGUUAAGCAGACCAAUACUCUUGUUACCAAAUCUAUAUUAUCAAAAUUGGCUACCUUCUAGCCGCUAAAUUGAUUUUUAAUGAUUUUCUUUUUCUUGC
Molecule: messenger RNA, 1698 nt
Organism: Hevea brasiliensis (rubber tree)
Lineage: Eukaryota; Viridiplantae; Streptophyta; Magnoliopsida; Malpighiales; Euphorbiaceae
Exons: 2
Coding region: 189-1661 (490 amino acids)
Biological process (GO): interstrand cross-link repair
Cellular component (GO): Fanconi anaemia nuclear complex
Source: RefSeq, a predicted model, not a curated record